GGAUAGGGGGAAGGUACGCAAGAGGGAGAAGCUGGCUGCUGGUGGCGAAGAUGGCGGAUGGAGACAGCGGGAGCGAGCGCGGUGGUAGUAGUGGUGGCGGAGGUGGCGGCGGAGGCGGGUUUCAGCACUUUCAACGGGAGCAAGAAACCCAGGAGCUGGCGUCCAAGCGACUGGACAUCCAAAACAAGCGCUUUUACCUGGACGUGAAACAAAACUCGAAGGGAAGGUUCAUCAAGAUCGCCGAGGUCGGAGCUGGGGGCUCCAAAAGUCGACUGACCCUUUCCAUGUCAGUGGCGACGGAGUUUCGUGACUACUUGGGGGAUUUCAUAGAGCACUACGCCCAGCUGGGGCCCAGCAGCCCCGAGCAGAUCGCGCAGUCUUCUGGAGGGGAGGACGGCGGGCCUCGGCGGGCCUUAAAAAGUGAGUUCUUGGUGAGAGAAAACAGAAAAUACUACCUCGAUCUAAAAGAGAACCAGCGCGGGAGGUUCCUUCGGAUCCGGCAAACCGUUAACCGUGGGCCCGGCUUCGGGGUGGCAGGGGGAGGCCCGGGCGGCGGUAUGCAGUCCGGCCAGACCAUCGCCCUUCCCGCGCAGGGCUUGAUAGAGUUCCGAGACGCCCUGGCCAAGCUCAUAGACGACUACGGCGGGGACGACGAGGACUUGGCCGGCGGCGGGGGAGCCGGAGGCUACGGCGAGCUGCCCGAAGGCACGUCUAUCAUGGUGGACUCGAAGCGCUUCUUCUUCGACGUGGGGUCCAAUAAGUACGGGGUGUUCCUGCGGGUGAGCGAGGUGAAGCCGAGCUACAGGAACUCCAUCACCGUCCCGUUCAAAGCGUGGAGCAAGUUCGGCGGCGCCUUCUGCCGCUACGCCGAGGAGAUGAAGGAGAUCCAGGAGCGGCAGAGGGACAAAAUGUACGAGCGGAGGGCGGACGAGUCGGAGGGCGACGACGCGGAGGACGACUGAGGCAGCGCGCGCACGAGCGCGCGGCCACCCGCCGCCGGACAUUCGUGACUAAUAUCGUGGAGUAAAGUAAUACAGUAGAGCGGACUGAGACGUAGCGGAGAACGAAUCGUGUGUUUAAAACAAAAGAAAGAAAGAAAAAAAGAAAUUUAAAAAAAAAAAAGGGGGAUAGGGGGGUAGGUGGCGAGCUGAGCUGAGCUGAUAGUGAGUGAAACCGAGGUGCUCAUCGGGCGCGAACAACUUUAGUUUCAUGGUCACAUGUGUGAAAUAGCCUUCCCUCCCUUUGUAAGCCAGCAGCUCAGUUUCACAGCCUCUAUAGCUAACACAGCAGCUUCUUGUUAAAGCCCUUGUUUUAUUACAAACAAACACACACAGAAAAAAAAUUAUAUAUAUAUAUUAUACAUACACAUAAAUAUAUAUUUAUACAUUGAGACAGUUUCCCAGACCUUGGCGGUUGGGUAGCAAAAAUCCUAUAAAAGAUUGCAGAGUAUAUAGGUGUGUAUAGGCCUGUUGAAAGAGUUAGAUGGCGCCUCAGUCGUGCGACUCAUCGGACAGAGAAAGGCCUCUACCUCCACGGUCCACAUGCGUGCGGCCGCUCUGAGGACGGGUUCGAGCCAAUCUCACGGUAGUUUUUUUAAAAAAAAAAAAAAAAACUUCCGCUUGCAAUCGAGUUCCUUAGUGACGGCACAUCCAUAUCAGAAAACUGGAAUAUUUGGCUGGGAUAAAAUGUGAUUCACCUCAAUAACUCUUCAGAAAAAAAAAAAAAAAUCUUCAGCUGGCCAACCACCUCAUCUAGAAUCUCUGCAGUGUCGUCAUUUGCGCCGUUAGGGCCGUAACUUCAGCUCGAUUUGUAACCAAAAGUCUAUUUUGCGAGACGUGCACGUUCGCCAUCUGAACAAAUGGUCCCGGACCUCCCGAAAGUUGUACAACACCUCAAAGCCAGGAAAAGAGCAAGCACGUUGGCCCUGGAAUCGCCACAGUGCCGCCCAGUAAGGGGCUACGGAUGACUGUUUGCACUUUCAUUUGGAAUUUUAAGGACUAACCAUAGGACUCUUUGUUUUUUUUUUUUUUUUUUUUUUCCUUUCAUUCAAGGGAAUCACCUUUUAAUCCGUCAACCUUGGAACUGUUUGCAAGGCCGCAUCGGUAAUUCUUCAACUUUGCCCUUGCGUGGACUGAGUAAUUGGUUUCAUCGAACAACUUCUUCGACGUCUGCAGUUGUGUUUUGGACAGAGAUGCAUGGAUGGAUGAAUUUAAGAAAACUAUACCGAAAUGAGAUUAUACUUUAAAAAGAAAAACUGAAUUAACCAGCACAGAAUUAUUUUUUAAAUAAGUGUAAAGUAUAUAUAAAAUACAGAAUUCUUAAUGCUAAGGUUUAUUUAAACACACUAAGCUGGGAUGCAGAUUUGACAUGACCCCCCCCCCCCCCCCCCCCUUUACAGUUUCUUUUAUUUCCAAGAAAUAAUGGAAGAGUACAGCAGCUCUAUUAUUAAAAAAAAUCAUAUAACAAAAUACCUUGCCUGUAUACGUUAGGUAUAUUAGAUCCCUGUUAUCCCGUCCUCAUAAUAAAUACCCAGCUCAUUCUGUGUAAGUCCAGAACUUUUCCACAUCUGAAGUGAGUAGCUUGCUGUUCGUUUUCAGUUACUUCUGUUAAGUUAGCGUAAGAUUUUCCACAUCCAGAUGUCUGCAGCGGUCCUUUCAGUAUGUUAAAAUUUGCAUGCCUGUUCCAUUUUGGAGCUGCCUUGUGUUAAUUUAUUACAUAUUCUGAAUAAUGUAAUGUUGGUAUUAAUCAACUCUACACAUCUUAUUUACUUUUUGAGCAGAAAAGUGUAUAUUGAGCAAAAACAGUUCAGUGGGCAACAUUUGAAUCUUGUGGCAGUCUAUUUUUCAUUACCAUUGCAGAACAGCUUUCAUUGUGACUUUCUGGAUAACAAAAUUUACAGUUUAUUAAUCCAGCAGACUAGAAUGUGUUAUUCUCUUUGCCACAUGUUUUUGCACUUUAAAAAGUAUUUUUUACCCUACUGUUGACAGUCCAUUUAACUUGAUGUGAAAGUUUUCCUUCCCUUUUAAUUUUACUCUUCUCCACAGCAAAGAAUUUAUGAAACCAUAUGGGAGCAAUAGUUUUUUAUUAAUUUUGAGUGUAUACUCUAUAUACUCAUGUCCAAUUAUUUCAUAUAUAUAAUAUAUAUAAUGUAUAUAUUAUAUAUAUUAAUGUUAACUAUAUUCUUAUUCCUGUACUUUGUUACGUGAAAUGGCAGCUGUUUCAUGUGUGUCCUGCUGUAAUACUCUUACCAAGUUUUUCGAUAAAUAAAGAAUUCUUUGCUGAGGAAA
Molecule: messenger RNA, 3287 nt
Organism: Scleropages formosus (Asian bonytongue)
Lineage: Eukaryota; Metazoa; Chordata; Actinopteri; Osteoglossiformes; Osteoglossidae
Product: transcriptional activator protein Pur-beta-like
Exons: 1
Coding region: 51-962 (303 amino acids)
Biological process (GO): regulation of transcription by RNA polymerase II
Cellular component (GO): nucleus
Molecular function (GO): DNA-binding transcription factor activity, RNA polymerase II-specific; purine-rich negative regulatory element binding; RNA polymerase II transcription regulatory region sequence-specific DNA binding
Source: RefSeq, a predicted model, not a curated record